CAUAUUAAAGACGGACCGGUUUGGAGUUAUCAAAGAUGGCCGCUUCCUUUCCUUCUAGUUGUCAUUAAUCAUCUAAAUUGGGAAUGCUCAUGUUCUAGCCUUUUUUCACGAUGGCAGCAGAAGCAGACUUCCUACUUAGAUACAGGGCUGUAUCUAACAAGCUCAAAAAGAGAUUCUUACGCAAGCCUAAUGUUGCGGAGGCUGGUGAGCAGUUUGGUCAUCUGGCUAAGGAGCUUAAGCAGCAAGACUGUCUGCAGUAUGCAGGCUUCUGCAACCUCGCCAUGGCACGCUGCGAACAGACCUUGUUCAAUGCUCCUGGGGAAGCCAUGGCUCUAACAGAAGCAGCCCGCCUUUUCUUGCAUGCUGAGAAGGAGACACACAAGCUCCAGUGUCCCAGCUUUGAGGAGCAUCUACAGGCUGCCAUAAAUUGCUAUGGGUUUGCUAUUAAGGUGUACAUUGAACUAAACCAGCCUGUAAUGGCAGCCAGCUUGUGCUUAGAGGUGGCCAAUGCACUAAAGGAGAUGAAUAAGCCAGGAGAAGCCAUGGUGUAUUUCCAGAGAGCUGCUGAACUUCAGUCCCAAGUCCCCAUAGAGUGUUUGCUGUCCCUGGGAAAUGUAGCUUCUUGCAAGAUCAUGACACGUGAUUAUGAUGGGGCCUUAGCAGUCUUUACAGAAACCCAGCUGUUGGCACAGGAGAAGGGUCUUCAUGUACCUGGUAGCAGCACCCCUGUGGGGGCUUUCUUAGAUGUCAUCGUUAGAUGUGAAAUCUCGCGUGUGUUGCUGCUGAUGCUGUUGCAGCCUCCACCCCAGAAACUACUACCAGAGCAUGCCCAGACACUGGAGAAAUAUGACUGGGAAUCCUUUGACUGCCAUAGUCAAGUGAAUUACCUUCCAGAAAAUGUGUUCCUCCUCUUGCAGUCUGUGGUGAUGGCUUGUCAAGAAAAGGACAUUGAAUCACUAAAAGUCUUGCAAGUGGAACUGUGGCCACUGCUGACUUCAGAGCAGAAUCAUCUUCUUCAUCUUGUGCUGCAGGAAAUGAUUUCUCCAUCAGGACUGGGGGUCUGAUGCUGAAACUUAAUUAGAUGUUACUUUUCUUCACCAGCAGAGACAUCUGUCCAAUGAUUUCUGGAUUCCCAGUUCACUGUCUGUCUGUCUUUGUUCAUCCUCUACAUUGUUACCUAGGUGUUAAAGAGGAUUUUGAUUUUCGUGAUGAAGCAGAAAGUACAUGGGACAGGAUUAUUCUUGGAAAUGGACUUUAGUGUGGUCAUUCAAACAACCUUGAAGCCAUCUGUAAACAUUCUGAUGUUACAAACCAUUAUCAAGUUUUACUGUGUAGUAUGUUGGUAAUAAUGAGGCUGUAGUGUAAUAGAUGUGACGUUAACAUUUGCAGAUAUUCCUUUUUCAGAUUUUCAUGUUAUUUAGUAUUAUACGUAUCCAUUUCCACUGUGCCCUUUGUUUCAGAAUCAUGGUCACUGUCUUCACUCACUCUGGAUUGUUCUCUUUAUUAGAUAGGUUAUGUGAUUUAUGUGGCCUUCGUGUUCAUCUUUCGAAUAAUGGGCUUUGAUGGCCACAUGCAUUGAAUUAUGAUGCCAACUUCCAGUAGAGAGCCCUCUGCAAUCCAAGGUAAAAGAUAUAUAUGUGCAUAAUUCAGAUGUUGUUAUAAAAUGUACAUCUUGAAUAGCUCUGAUUUUAAUCAGCAUUAAUAAUAAAAGGAAAAUAUAUGGCAUUUAUGUUAGAUCAAGACUUCAGUUUAAACAGGUAAGAUGUUAUAACUGUGUCAUCUUAUCAAAAGAAAUUCCUUCUGUAGAUAGACCGGAGUGAAAAGCUUUAUCAAUGUCUGGUUAAAAUAUCAUGACAUGGUAUCUGAAACAGAAAAAAAACCUCGAGGUAACUACAAAAUGUAGAUAGUAUUGUUAAUGUAACAAAGUCCAUAUCUGUUUAUAAACCGUAGUUUACAGUUUAGACAUUCCUGAAAUUAUAUUAGAACCUCAUUUUGGUUUGUGGAGUUAUGUCUUGCUUUGUAGAAGAUAAUCCUAAGACUUAAUUGCCAUCUUUGAUGUGUUUCCCAGGUUAUAGCUUUUUUUUCGGGGGGUGGGUUGGGGUAUUGGCUUCCCACAGCAAGCCGUUAAUUACUCCUGGCACCGGUCUUUGUUUACCAGGUCUGUGGAAUCCACUUAUCCUCCCUGGACUAACUCCAUCUAUGUUUGGGGCCAGUGAGGAGAUUGAGGCAUCCAGUGGUAGCAUCAUACUGCUGCUAAGAGAGCAUUUUUCCCUUAAUGUCUAAUCCUACCCCUUGCACAUACAUAUACUGCUCAAGGACUUUGCAUGUAAUGGGUUUUGUGGCACAUCAUCCACAGCACUACAUGCAACUCGGCAAUAACCAUGUCCUGCUUAUAGACAUCCCACCUCAUGUAUCCCCAUUUUCCACCAUGAGUCAACCACAGAGGUGUGUCUAAGAAUAUGCUCUUACAUAGCUCUCUCCUAAGAUGGGCAAGCCAAAGUAAACCACAUAAACACAUCCAUCCCGUCCAGCUCCUACUGAACUUCAUAUCCUACCUAACAGGGUGGGGUUUGAGGUUCAUCUGUGGCUGUUCAAGCAGCCUCUUCCAUGGGAAAUGUUGUUGUCUUUCCACCAAUGGAAUUUUCUUUUCCUUUAGGAGUUUUGAACUAUGUGUCCAACAGACUUGCCUGGCUGCUAUUGGACUCAUGGCCCAGGAGUAUAAAAAUUCAUCUCCAGGUGUAUACCCUUCCUUGUAGCCAUGCAUUUUCCUCCUAUCCCUGUCCUCUGGACUUUCACUGGGGUUCAUUUUCCACAUCUCAUAGGGAGUGACUUCUUCUCACUCCUUCUGAAGACAUAGUAUCUGUCACUGGGUAUGUGUGGUAUCCUCUCCUGAGGGAAGGUUUCCAUAGAACUUCUAGUUUAUUUCCUGGUACCUUAGGACUCAGAAUUCUACAUUUGUCUCUGCCCAUUUAAGGACAGGACAGUCUGGUCCUCUGUCCAGUUGGCAUUUUAUCUUCUUGCUCUGACUGUAGCCUUGUCCCCUCCUGUUUAGGAGUAACUGCUGUCAGUGCUUGCAUGGUCUGCCCUUAGCAGCAUAUAUCACUGUAACCUUUGAGAUGAUGAUGCUCCAUUGCUAUUCAACUUUUUCUACCUGCAGCUACAAUAUCCGACUUUGUGGCUAGGUGUUCUGGCAGCACGCUGUCUUGCAAUUCAUCCUGAUAUGGUUCUCUUGCUUCCAACUUCCUGGUGAUUUUACUUCUUUGGAUUCACCCCAAGUGUAGGACCAAACAAAUAGGGUCAUUAUUAUUAGAUGUAAAAUAUUGUGCCAGUUACUCUACAAAGACGGGCCCUCCUUGAUGGGUCAGGAAUAUACUCCCAUUGGUCAGAAGUAAGAGAAAUUUUUCCAUCUAACCUUUGCUUUUACAUUUCCAUGCAAGUUGGGCAAUUAUAUACUUGUAUUGUAUUUGGUUGAAAAGAGAGCACCUGACUGCAUUAUCAUUUGUAUAUGAUGCUGUUACUAGUAGAAGAGGCAAACUGGCAGAUGCAAGGAGCAUGCUGGCUUCUGUAAUCGAAGUGUGACUUUUAAUGCUUCAUCGUAUGUCUGUUCUUAGCAUGGGAGUCUUGUAAAAGAUGCUCGGUGCUGAUUGAUGGUGAGCUUAUAAACCCACCCAUAGUAGGGCCAGUCAGAGUAUCCUGUUCCUCGAGCAAUUGAUGUGGUAAGAAUGAAUUUAUUUCUUGCGGAGUACCUGUUUAUAUCCCUUUACACACACAGUGGUACAUCAGUGACUGGAUUUGAGAACUGGUAAGAAUGCGUAACAGUUUUUUUUUCUUUUACAUUGUUACUGUGACUAUUGUAUUAUUGUUAAACUGUGCAGACAUGUUUCAUAUGGAUAGUGGAUGUAGUACAGACCCUAAGGCCUCAUUGCAAUGCUUUUAGUUUCACAAUGCAAAGCCUGACAGUACCAGGAAGUUAAAUUUAACUGUGUGUAUAUCACCAUUUAGAAGGCUCAUCAGCUGUUCUGACUUCAAUAAAGUACAGGCUGAACUUGA
Messenger RNA from Protopterus annectens (West African lungfish), 4050 nucleotides. RefSeq names its product 40-kDa huntingtin-associated protein-like. Gene Ontology annotation, molecular function: protein binding. The record is from RefSeq and is a predicted model, not a curated record. Gene Ontology annotation, cellular component: early endosome. Lineage: Eukaryota; Metazoa; Chordata; Ceratodontiformes; Protopteridae. Gene Ontology annotation, biological process: vesicle cytoskeletal trafficking. Bases 111 to 1064 code for a protein of 317 amino acids. The transcript has 12 exons.